Messenger RNA from Morchella importuna, 1440 nucleotides. RefSeq lists its product as uncharacterized. The record is from RefSeq and is a predicted model, not a curated record. The transcript is spliced from 4 exons. NCBI's taxonomy places the organism in Eukaryota, Fungi, Ascomycota, Pezizomycetes, Pezizales, Morchellaceae. Gene Ontology annotation, cellular component: membrane. The coding region runs from base 1 to 1440 and encodes 479 amino acids.
AUGUCGUCGCCGUACCUGACCGCCCGCCGGCCAUCCCUAGCUAUAGCCGCACUAUCAGACGCCUUCCUAGCGCUCUCACUGACGCUGCGCACGUCGCGGCGGCGACUGCUAGUGUCGUGGGUGUACACGCCCGCGGGGAUCCUGCUGAUGCUGCUCGCGUGCUGGGGCGUCGACUCGGUCAUCCGGCUGACGGGCGUGUCGUUCCCCGCGAGCGUGGCGGGCAUGGUGUUGUUGUUUGCGGGGCUGGUGGGGUGUCGCGCGGUGCUGGGGGAGCGGAGGACGAGGCGGGUGGUGGGGGUUGUGGAUGUGCCGACCGGCUUCGCCCUACGCUACAUCAACGUCUUCUUCACCCCCAGCUUCAUCCUCCUCCCUCUCAGCCCGCGCAUCGGCGGCGUCGAGAUCGGCAAGAUAAUCGCAAUCUUCAUAAUCGGCUUCGUCGUAAUGCUCGUCAUCACCGCCUACAUGGUGCAAGCGCUCCAAGCGCUCUUCCACACCUCCAAGCCCGAGCACACCUCCUCCGAAAGCACCUCCGACUCGAUCCCCCUCACCAACACCCCCGCUCCCCCAGCGCAGUCCACAAACACCAGCACCACCACCACACCCCAAGCCUCACUCCCAACCCUUCCCCCGCCGCAGCCCGCCGCAGAGCCAACCCACCUCCGCGGCCCCGGCCCCCAAUGCGCCUUCGCAGCACAGACGCCCGCGCUGCUGUCCAUCCUGCGGCAAGAGGGUGCGCCGCUAGCCCGGGCACAGCGGUGGGCCGCAUUCCUAACCACCCAUCUCGACACCGCCGUGUACUCGCUCCUCCUGCUGGUGGGGGUAGUGGUGUUCUACACCACCUCCUACGCCAUGCCACUACACCUCGCGCUCAACGUGCUCACCUACACGCUCUCCCUCUCCCUCCCCGCCAAGGCCCGGCGCAUCCUACACCCCGUGCUGACCACCUCCCUGCUCACGCUCCUCCUGCUAACCCUCCUCUCCCUCACCGCGCACCAGCCGCUCGCAGCAACGCUCAAAACCUACUCCACCUCCACGCGCUACCUCACCCUCUUCCGCAACCACCCCCACCCGCUGCCAGGCGCAGGCGACAUCUUCGCCUCCCUCCUCGACGCGUCCAUCGUCUCCCUCGCCCUCCCCAUGUACGCCCAGCGCGCAACCCUACACACCCACCUCCCCAGCAUCCUCCUCCCCAGCACCACCCUCGCCGCCGCAACCCUCUUCGCCUACCCCACGCUCUGCCAUCUUCUUGGCCUCGCGCCCACCCGCUCGCUGGCCUUCGGCGCGCGCAGCCUCACGCUCGCGCUGGCGCUGCCGGCCGUGGGGAACCUGGGCGGCGACGCGAACUUGGUGGCUGUGCUGUGCAUCAUGAGUGGGAUUGUGGGCGUGCUCGUGGGCGGCGGGGUGUUACGGGUUGUCGGCGUGAAGAGGGGGACUAUGUGA